CAUUUGUUGCGCUUAAACAUUUAACUUGAUUGCGAAAGAGGCGUGGAAGUGCUUUGAACAACACGGCGGCAAACAUUGCGAAGCCGCUUAAAAUUGUAAUGCGAUUGUGACAAGUUGUCAUAAUAGGUUAUAAGUGACAUUAGAGCAAAUGUCAAGAAGAAUUACUUACUUUGAGAUUUAUAUUUGUAUUACUUUCUGAGACAAAGAUUUCAAGGCAUUGUGAAUACGACGUACCUGGAUGAUUAAUUUCAGUAUGUUGGUGUGAGAGUAUGUGAAAUACAGGUGGCUAGUGAAUUGUAAAUAUGAAGUGUGUAUUUUAAAACAGUUUCUGUGAAAGGCCCGUGAACAGCGAUUGUUUCACACUCUUGUAUUUGUGAGAAAUCAUGCCUUGGGAUUGUUUUGCAUGUUUAAAACCUGAGUCAACAGAUAUAAAGCAAUUGAACUAUGAACAUUGUACUCUGAAUGAUGUGCCAGCUGAAGUAUUUGCAUUUGAAAGAACGUUGGAAGAGUUACAUUUAGACUCAAACAGAAUUAGGGAUUUACCUCGACCCUUAUUUCAUUGUCAUGGAUUGAAAGUAUUGUCGUUAAGUGACAAUGAAGUCCAUAGCUUGCCCCCAGCUAUUGCUUCUCUAAUCAACCUUCAUCAUUUGGAUGUCAGUAGGAAUGCUUUAAAUAGCAUUCCAGACAACCUUAAAGGGUGCAAACAUCUCACAUAUGUAGAUGUGAGUGUUAAUCCCCUUGAAAAAUUACCUGAAGGGUUCACUCAGCUCAUCUCUCUUGAAGAAUUGUACUUGAACGAUACUUAUUUAGAUUUUCUGCCUGCAAAUUUUGGUCGUCUCAUGAGACUUCGAAUACUGGAACUCAGGGAAAAUAAUUUAAAUACACUGCCAAAGUCAAUAGCAAGACUUGCUCAUCUGCAACGUUUGGAUAUUGGACAAAAUGAUUUUUCAGAUGUUCCCGAAGUUAUUGGAAAUUUACCAAAUUUAACAGAGCUCUGGGUAGAUUCGAACCGCAUCAGAAGCAUUCCACCUCUUAUUGGAAAUCUUAAAAAGCUUGUACAUUUGGAAGCCAGUAAUAACAAUAUUCGCUCAGUUGCCUCAGAAAUUGAACACUGUGCUAAACUUCUAGAUUUAUCUCUCACCUGUAAUGAACUCACUUCUUUGCCAAACACAUUGGGAAAUCUUAGAGAAUUAGUUACAUUGAAAGUAGAUGAUAAUCAACUUUCCAUGUUACCAAACACUAUAGGUAAACUAUCAAAUUUAGAAGAAUUGAUUCUCAGUCAGAAUGACUUGGAAAGCUUACCAGCAUGUAUUGGAUUAUUGAGAAAACUUCAUGUGCUUAAUGUUGAUGACAAUAUGCUGGAAGAAUUGCCACCAGAGAUUGGUAGCUGCACAAGUUUAACAAUACUGAGUGCUCAUAGUAAUAAAUUACAACAUGUACCUGCAGAAUUGGGCCAUUUAAGUAAUUUGCGUGUAAUAAACUUGAGUGAAAAUCAAUUACAAAACCUGCCUGUAUCUAUAUUGAAUCUUGUACAUUUAACGGCUCUAUGGCUCUCUAAUAAUCAAAGCACUCCUCUUACAACUCUUCAACAAGAAAUUGACAAGCAUACAGGACAAAUGGUGUGCACAAAUUUCAUGUUGCCGCAAAGCACACAAGAAUGUAAUCCUAUUGAAGGUCAUUGGGUGAGACAAGAAGUUUGUGCAAAUGCACCUACAAAAGUUAAGCAGCAUAUAAGUUUUGCUACUGAUACUGAUGCAGAAGCUCCUAGCCGGCUCAUGAGAGCCCCUACUCCUUAUCCAAAAGAACUUCGUGCCAUGGCCAAACACGCACGUGCUAUGCAUCAUUUAAAAAGAUCUCCAAAAGAAAAUGAAGAUGAUUUGCCAGUUGUGGAAGAAAUGGUGUCACAAGAACCUAAAGAUGUUUUGAUAAAAGAAGCAAAAGUGAAAAAGCCUAGUAUAGAUCCUGUAAUAAUGCAAUCAGUGGUUCAGCAUGUUGACAAGAAUUUGGACAUCCUUGGAAAACAGAUAGAUUGCAAGGGAUAUGUGGAAACAAAUACCAUUUUGCAAGAGUAUGAUGACAUGACAUAUGGUAACUCUCUUGGAGAAAUGCCAUCUGUAAUUGCUUUGGAUACUGGGCCAGUUGUGCGAGAGGCAAAAUGUGUCAGAAAAAUAAAUACACCAAUUACUAAUUCAUCUGCACUUACAGAGAGUAGACAGAGAGAAAGUGUUGUGUCAAAUUCAGAACAGUCUUUUCAGACUCCUCCACCAUAUCACAUAGCAGCUGCUUAUUCUAAACAAGCAAUUUUUUUUAUGCAAAGUCAUACUAAGUCAGUGCCAAAGACAGUAAAUUAUUCUCCUGAAACAUCCAGUUGCUCAGUUAUGGGAAGAGAGAAAGAUGAACAAAUAGAUCCUGAAGAAAUUGAGACGUGUGUAAAUAAUCAAUCUAUAAAUGAAGGAAUGAACCCAAGACCUGGUGCACCACAAGUUCCUGUCAAAAUAAAGGAGCAUGAUCAUUUAUACUCAUUAGAAGGAAAGCAAAUUACUAGCACAGUUAAUUCUCUCACAGAAGAGAAUUCUUUGCCAGUAGAUGUCUCUAAAGAAGAAAAUUUAUCGGAUGAAGUUACUUUUUUGUCGUUGCCAUCUAAUAACGCGAACUUCGGUUCUGUCUCAAACAAUGAUGUUGAAAUCAAAAGGAACUCUAAUUUUGGAGAGAAAAACGAGGUAUCUUACAGUAGUACAUUGACUCAUGAACAUAAUUCAAGCGAACCUACAAAUGAUGAUGCUAUAAGGAGGGAACAGAAUGCUUCAGAAGUAUUUGAAAAUGGUGUGGAAAGUGUGACAUCAAACAUCUCGAAUAAAGUUGAAUUUGAGCGAUUGGAAGAUGAUAGUGGGGAAGUGCCUUUCUUGCAAAAGCCUCAGACCUUUACUCAAGACAAGCCUGUAGUUAGUGAAAGUGUGAUUGCUCCUACUCCUCAGAGGCCUCGUUCAGCCUCUUUUGGAACUUCUACUCAGUCUCUGGAUACUAAAGUAUCUCCCUUGCCUGCUCCGAAUUCACAACGAAAAGUGUCUGGCAUUCCUCGUGCUUUUAACAGAAUACCUCCUCAUACUGCAUUCCCACAAUCUCCUGGUGAUCAGUCUUGCACAGACGAUGAUGUUCUGAAUUCUUCAAACAAAGUACUACAAAAACUAGAUAAAGAUAAACCUAGAGAAUCAUUCAAUAUUUCUCCUAAUACAAAAAUUCCUGUCCCAUGCUUCCCAUCUCCAAAAAAAGAAAAUCUUUGUCCUAAAGGGAGCAGAGUACUAUCUAAUGCAAUAUUACAAGACUCUGACAUUAUUUCAUCAUCUGACAUUGUCAGAGUGGAGCAGAAUUAUUAUCAUGCACCUCAGAGAAUGACACUUGCUGAUUGUAAUCUGAAUACUCAGUGUAAACCUUUACAUGAAGUGAACUUGAGUCCUCAUAGGACAAGUAGCAGUUUGUAUGGAGAUGGAUCAGAGUAUUACUCUGAACCUAAUGCAGAAAUAUCAGAUAUUCACUCAAUUUCAGAGCAACCAUUUAAGACUGCUGAAUCUCCAGUUAGCCAGCAAUUACGUGUGUCAGUGCCAAUGAAUUUAUCUUCUUUAUCAAACCUUAGCAUGAAUUCUCCAGCUGAACCCCAAAGUAAGCACCCUUCUAAGUGGAUGUUCGGACCUCACAAAAAUGCAAUGGUGUUUCCAGUGACCAUUCAGAAGAAUUCUGGACUUGGCUUCAGUAUUAGUGGAGGCAUGAAAGCGGUUAGCAACAGUGAAAGAUACGAAAAUGAAAUCUUCGUUACAAAAGUGCAUCCAAAUGGUCCUGCCAGCAAAGUCAUAAUGCCAGGGGAUAAAAUUUUAGAAGUAGAUGGAAUUGAUUUUACAAAAUUAGAACAUGAUGAAGCAGUAUCAGUUUUAAUGCAAACAGGGAAUAUUGUCAAUAUGAUGAUUUCUCGUCAUCAGUGAAGAUAACUUGACAAAGUAAAGAAAAUACUUCAAGGUGUGGCAAGAACAUAGUGAGGUAAUUAAUGAGAAGUAAAGACUGUUCGUCAGUAGACAUCAGGUGUAAGAGUGACAAGAUCUUUCACGUCAUUGUGUUCAUUUAUUCUGAGUAUUAUUUUAUUUCAAACUUGACAUUAGAAGCAUGUCCUUUCUUAAUGAAUCUUUUGAUACUACAUUUCAACAGAAUUUCUAUCACUGAACUUAGGCAUUAUGAUAGUGUGUCUUAUUCCAAUUUUUUAUCUCUAUCUAAGAUUUCUCCUAUUAAUUCUAAAUUGAAUUUCCUUCUCGUGAUAUAUUAUGGGUUAAAAGUCAAACUUCAUCAUUGAAAAUGUGCCUUUGAAGAAGAGGAUAAGUAGACAUCAAAGAACAGUGUGACAUCAUUAAAGCUUUGUAGAAUGUGGGCCAUGUGAAUUUUGUGCACACAGAGGAUAGUCUUAAUCGUAGUUGCUAUCCAUGUGCAGCCAUUAUAGAAAAGAAAUAAGUAAAUUAAAAUUUAAGACAGGAUAAAAUUAAUUUAGACUACAAUUAAUGAUAAGGAUGAUAUUUUUAAGUAUUUCUAUUACUAUUUCAUUGUAAAUGUUUUGUAAUUGAAAUUUAUUAUUAUUAUUAUUAUUA
This is a messenger RNA of Gryllus bimaculatus (two-spotted cricket), 4625 nucleotides long. Lineage: Eukaryota; Metazoa; Arthropoda; Insecta; Orthoptera; Gryllidae. The record is from the annotation of a GenBank genome assembly.